Molecule: messenger RNA, 1753 nt
Organism: Chrysochloris asiatica (Cape golden mole)
Lineage: Eukaryota; Metazoa; Chordata; Mammalia; Afrosoricida; Chrysochloridae
Gene: BAIAP2
Product: BAI1-associated protein 2
Exons: 15
Coding region: 59-1624 (521 amino acids)
Biological process (GO): positive regulation of actin filament polymerization; actin filament bundle assembly; plasma membrane organization
Cellular component (GO): cytosol; nucleoplasm
Molecular function (GO): protein binding; cytoskeletal adaptor activity
Source: RefSeq, a predicted model, not a curated record
GCUUCCGUUGCUGCUUUCGCCCCUCGCUCUGGUCUGCGGUGCCACCAGGACCAGGACCAUGUCGCUGUCGCGCUCGGAGGAGAUGCACCGGCUCACAGAGAAUGUCUACAAGACCAUCAUGGAGCAGUUCAACCCCAGCCUCCGGAACUUCAUCGCCAUGGGGAAGAACUACGAGAAGGCCUUAGCAGGUGUGACGUACGCGGCCAAAGGCUAUUUUGAUGCCCUUGUGAAGAUGGGGGAGCUGGCCAGUGAGAGCCAAGGUUCCAAAGAACUCGGAGACGUCCUAUUCCAGAUGGCCGAGGUCCACAGGCAGAUCCAGAACCAGCUGGAGGAGAUGCUGAAGUCUUUUCACAAUGAACUGCUGAUGCAACUGGAGCAGAAGGUGGAGCUGGACUCACGGUAUCUGAGUGCUGCGCUGAAGAAAUACCAGACGGAGCAGAGGAGCAAGGGUGACGCCCUGGACAAAUGUCAGGGUGAACUGAAGAAGCUACGUAAAAAAAGCCAAGGGAGCAAGAACCCUCAGAAGUAUUCAGACAAGGAGCUGCAGUACAUCGACGCCAUCAGCAACAAGCAGGGUGAGCUGGAGAGCUAUGUGUCGGACGGCUACAAGACCGCCCUGACCGAGGAGCGACGCCGGUUCUGCUUUCUGGUGGAGAAGCAGUGUGCUGUAGCCAAAAACUCCGCUGCUUACCACUCCAAGGGUAAGGAGCUUCUAGCUCAGAAGCUGCCGUUGUGGCAACAGGCCUGCGCGGACCCCAACAAGAUUCCUGACCGUGCUGUCCAGCUGAUGCAGCAGAUGGCCAGCAGCAAUGGCGCCAUCCUGCCAGGGGCUCUGUCGGCCUCCAAGUCCAACCUGGUCAUCUCAGACCCCAUUCCGGGGGCCAAGCCCCUGCCUGUGCCCCCAGAGCUGGCUCCUUUUGUGGGGCGCAUGUCGGCCCAAGAUGGUGCGCCCGUCAUGAAUGGUGUCUCGGGCCCUGACAGUGAGGACUACAACCCCUGGUCUGACCGCAAGGCCACCCAGCCCAAGUCCCUGUCUCCUCCACAGCCUCAGAGCAAGCUGAGUGACUCGUACUCCAAUACCCUGCCCGUGCGCAAGAGCGUGACCCCCAAGAACAGCUACGCCACCACCGAGAACAAGACGCUGCCUCGCUCAAGCUCCAUGGCAGCAGGCCUGGAGCGAAACGGCCGGAUGCGAGUGAAGGCCAUCUUCUCCCAUGCCGCGGGAGACAAUAGUACCCUGCUUAGCUUCAAGGAGGGCGACCUGAUCACCCUGCUGGUACCCGAGGCCCGUGAUGGCUGGCACUACGGCGAGAGUGAGAAGACCAAGAUGAGGGGCUGGUUCCCUUUCUCCUACACCCGAGUCCUGGACAGCGAUGUCAGUGACCGGUUGCACAUGAGCCUACAGCAGGGGAAGAGCAGUAGCACAGGUAACCUGCUGGACAAGGAGGACCUGGCCCUCCCACCGCCUGACUACGGCACAUCCUCGCGCGCCUUCCCGGCUCAGACGGCCAGCACCUUCAAGCAGAGGCCCUAUAGUGUGGCCGUGCCCGCCUUCUCCCAGGGCUUGGAUGACUAUGGAGCGAGGUCUGUAAGCAGUGCGGACGUGGAAGUGGCCAGAUUCUGAACAGCCUGACUAGUUAGAACCCCUUUGCCCACAUCCAGUUGAAGCCCACGGUGACAAAUGACAGGUCUGCCCCCCUGCUCAGCUGAUGACAACGCCUUUGUCCUCUGCCCAUGCCGCUCCCACCCCCGU